AUGUCCUCUGUCACUGACCCUUACGGCGGGUCCAAUGAGCACCACCAGUCGGGAAGAACGCGAAGGAUCGUGUCUCUGGUGUUCUCGUGCCUUGUGGCCAUGGCUUCGGGUACUCCGUAUCUUUUCGGCAUCUACUCGCCCCAGGUGAUGUCCAGAUGCCAUUUCACCGCGGAGGAUGCCAGCUUUUUGACGUUUGGCUCCACGUUGGGUUCCUCCAUUGGCGGACUGGCUGCUGGGCUGCUGAUCGACAAGUUCGGACCCAAAUUUGCGAUAUUUCUGGGGGCCAUACUGGAGUCUGGCGCAUUUGUGAUUCUGUAUCUGACAUACAAAUUCCAGCUCCAUCAUCUGUGGCUCCUGGAGAUCGCCAUGGUUAACGUUGGAUUUGGCUCGGUACUUCCGUAUUUUGCAACGUUGAAGGUAGCCACCAUCAACUUCCCCAAACACAAGGGCAUGGCGAACGCCUGUCCAGUCUCAGCUUACGGCCUGGCUGCCCUGAUGUACGCUUCCAUAUCCACGGUGUUCUACGCGGGCAACACACAGGGCCUCCUCAAGUUUAUCGCGAUUUUCUCUGGCGUGGUCAUUGGCAUGGGAUUUUUCUUUAUAGACAUCCACGAGCCGGACGAGAAUGCUCAGGACGCUGAGGACGAACCGUCCGGGAUUAAGUACCUGCUCAAGGGCCAUCGCGGCUCGUUUGCACAGCUGAAUCUCGUGCGACGGAGCUCUAACUCGUCCUUAUUCUCGUCGACGUCAGAGGUUUCCUCACUGUCUGUGUCCACAACGUCUUCUGGGACCUCUACCAUCACUAAUAACCCGAUUUCAAUCACCAGUGCGCAAAAUAAAUCCCCAUAUUCGUCGCGGCCUAGCAGCUACUCGCCGAUAUCGUCGUCUCCGGUGGAGUUCAAGACGAAACAGUCGCUAGCUCGUGCAAACUCCUACAGACUAGGCUCCUCACUGAGCAAUUCGCCCCGAAACCCAGGAUGGCUUGGAAACGCGUCUAAAAAAAAUGUCAAGGAAGAGGCUCUCGUUGACGAGGACUCGCCUCUCAAUCCUGGCAGCGACUCAUACAGUGCAUCAGUGCUGAGCAUGCCUCAAAGUCAGCAAUCGGAGGUGCUCGAGACAACUCCUGCAGACGAGCUAGCAGACGCUAUCAAACGGAAAAAAACCACGCACCGCACCAGCAAGGAGCACAUCCACUGGCUCUUCAAAAAUAGAACAUUUGUCUGCCAUUACGUCCUGAACGCACUGUUCUGUGGCAGUGGACAAGUGUACAUUUACGGGAUUGGAUACAUUGUCAAGGCGCAAAUGAACAAAAAUCCAAACUUCACCAGCGAUCAGAUCUCGUCAUACCAGGCACUCCAGGUUUCCAUUAUAUCACUGUGCAAUUUUCUGGGCCGGAUGCUUGGAGGCAUUUUCAGCGACUACCUACACAAGAGCCUGAAUGCGCAGAGACUCUGGGUGAUUGUGGUCUCCGUUGUCUGCGGGAUCUUGGGAAAUAGCACGCUGCUCCUAUUUGACAACGCUCGUUUCCUCUCUCUCAGCUCUACCUGCUUCGGAAUCAGCUACGGCGCCAUCUACGGCGCCAUGCCUGCGAUUGUCGCUGAUAACUUCGGAGCUAGACAUUUUGCCACCUCGUGGUCUGUCAUUGGAACAGGCUCGGUGGUGGCUUUUUUGAUGCUAAGUGACUAUUUCGGCAAAGACUACGAUAAACACAGCCAGUAUCUGGAGGACGGAGACGGCAAGCUUGUGCGGAUGUGUUUGAAGGGCAGCCGCUGCUACCAGAACGUGUUUGGCAUCAACCUUUUCAUCGGCUGUAUCUUGCUGGUGAGUUACUGCGCUAUGAUCUACUGUGCGAGAAAGAAAUAG
Messenger RNA from Ogataea angusta, 1863 nucleotides. RefSeq lists its product as uncharacterized. Gene Ontology annotation, biological process: transmembrane transport. Gene Ontology annotation, molecular function: transmembrane transporter activity. Lineage: Eukaryota; Fungi; Ascomycota; Pichiomycetes; Pichiales; Pichiaceae. Gene Ontology annotation, cellular component: membrane. The transcript has a single exon. The coding region runs from base 1 to 1863 and encodes 620 amino acids. The record is from RefSeq and is a predicted model, not a curated record.